CUCUGCUAACCUGCAAAGAAGAAGCUAGCCGCUAGUGGCUAGCAACUUAAUUUUUUGCCGUAUUUGUUAGCCACCCUAGUACCGCUUCAAUUUUUUUUACCCAUUAAGUGUAAUUUUUGUUGUUACAUUAUUUAUAAAUAUACAGUUGGCAAUCCCUAUCCGUGUGUUCCUACUGGAAUAAGAUGGUCGUUUUGACAAAUAGCAAUGAAGAACAGGAUUAUAUCCUGAUCGAGGAGCGCAAGUGUUCUUCACUGCCCUGCUCUCCAGCCAAGCGAGUGUCACCUGCCAAAAAGAAGCAUUUCUGCAACCAAGCCAUCCGCAACUCAGACCUCACUCCCCGUGCCAAAGGCAAAAAAAGCCUCCGUCGACAGGAGAACACUCUCUAUCUUGCCAACCUUCUUGAAAAGGAUGAGUGCUCCAAAGAUGACCUGGAGGUUGGCAGUAAUCCUGCCAUCCCGUCCAUCUUCACUGAAGCCUGCACCAAUGAAAACUACAUAGAGCCAUGGAAUGACUUCAUGAAUUGCUCCGGUGAGGAGCAAGAGAGGCUGCUGUCUCUAGUGGAGCAGGAAGAGGCAAAGAGGAAACACCACAGCCAACUUCUAAAAGACCCGAGGAAUGUAAAUCCUGCCUUCAAAGCUCAGGACUGCUUCCAAAGAAUCGAUCGUAGACUUCGAGCAACCCUGAGGCGGAAGCAGAUUCCUAUGGGAACACUUGAAGUCCUUGAGGGAAACCUUCUGAACUUUUUCCAGGCGGAGCCUCGCUCAGUUUACACAACCAACCUCAGCAGCAGUUUUGAAAGACUGCUGCUUCAUGCCAUCUGCCAGUAUAUGGACCUCCUUUCUGCAAGCUCCGACCACAAGGGGGCGCGUCAGACGGAGGUGGUGAACAAACAGGAGGAGUUUCUGCCUCCUAGUCCUCUGCUGUCUGCGUACCUGGAGCAGCUGUGUUGAGAUUUGGAUCCCGGUUACUCCUCCAGAUUUCUCUGCAGGAAGCAGCUCGGCAAACACUGCAUAGUCUCAAUGCUAGUUUUAAAAUAAUUUAACACCCAUAGGCACGAUAAGCAAGAUGAUUAUUGGCUUGUUAGUAUGUAAUGGUUACUGUAGUAGUGCAAGCUGAUGGUUUAGUUAGCUGUCAUUAGUAGUAAAGUGAAAUUCAACUGGUGAAAGUCUAAAAGCAGCACAGAUUUUCAUUCAUACAAAAGUUAUACAAAGUUCGUUUGACAACAGAUGAAGUCAACGGAUGACAUGAGUUCUGUUUAAUACAUUAACAUCAUGACCACGGAUGUGUUUCCAAAACUUGGAGAAUCUAACACAAUACAGCAUCAAGUACAAAUUGUUGUCAGAGCCUUUAACAAGUUCCUAAAAAGCAACAAUUGAAAUGGUUGUUUAGCUUCACAAAUAACUGUUGGCGCAAGCUCCACCUCCUUCCUCCUCCAGCAUGGCGUUUACUACUUCAGCUGUCAAACAUCACUGCCUGAAAGCCUCGGCAGCCUGUUGCUAAGCUGUGACGCAUGAAUGUCAGCGCUCUUCCUGUGGGCUCACUUGUUACUCGUAGAAUUGUCAAUGGUUGCUCGAGAUUUAAAGUUACUCUUCUCACUAUUUCUGUGAUCUGGAAAACCGAUUUGUUUGACAACAUAUGACCGCACGUAUUUCAUGAAAGCUCGACGAAACACAAGUUUACACUUGCUUAAUGUAUGGACGGGUACAACAACAUCGUCACAGUUUAGCCACUGCCAGGCGGUGAAAGAUGUGUCUGAACUGCCUCUGAACACACGGCUGCGCAGGCGCUGAGCAGAUCCAGCUGCUGCAGAGCAGGAGAACAGGAAUUUUUCCACACACAGCUGCAACUCCUCUUCAUGAAAUUGCAUGGUGGUUGAAUAAUAUACUGUACAGUGUGUACAGUAGAGAUGUUAUACAAAAGGAGCCACAUUUCUGUUCUCAAUAUCUCAAAGUGAUGUUUGCAACUGCAGAAAAAAAGCACUUCUGCCUUAUGAACACAAACUUCUGUUUUGUGAUUGUUUAGAGUUCUCUCUACUUGAUCCAGUUGGGAGACAUGUAUUCAGGAUUUUUUGUUCUUUUUCAUUAAAAAAAAACAGUUUACUAACAGUUUAUUGAAACUGGAGCUGUUGGUGCAUUUCACCAUCAACCAAAGUUUUGUGUGUUUGUUGUGUGGAUGUCCGACUUCUCAGGCUUUAAACUCUUCACUCUGAAUGUCAUGUAUGGAUUUCCUGUGGUGUCAUUUUUCUGUGUGUGUACUCUGUGCUCUCUUCAGACGACCUUGUCAGGAUUGUGAUCACUUGUGCUCUGCAGAGCAUUGCCAACAAUUUAAGUGCAAGCAGUCAGGCUGUAAAUAUGUCAUCCAUGUUGUUUGUUUGUGUGCCAAAUUUUGCUUUGAAAAAGUGCUUGAUUGUCUAAAAGCUUUAUACUCUUUACUGAAGCAUCUUUGUGUAUUUAUAAUUGCAUAUUUAUAGUCACCACAACCAUUAAAGAAAUUAAAAUAUU
Molecule: messenger RNA, 2501 nt
Organism: Oryzias latipes (Japanese medaka)
Lineage: Eukaryota; Metazoa; Chordata; Actinopteri; Beloniformes; Adrianichthyidae
Gene: r3hdm4
Product: R3H domain containing 4
Molecular function (GO): nucleic acid binding
Source: RefSeq, a predicted model, not a curated record